Dibothriocephalus latus is the source of this 1794-nucleotide messenger RNA. NCBI's taxonomy places the organism in Eukaryota, Metazoa, Platyhelminthes, Cestoda, Diphyllobothriidea, Diphyllobothriidae. The record is from the annotation of a GenBank genome assembly.
GUUCAUAUCCCCGUUGUUGUCGAGCGCAUUCGUGACAAACUGGCUGAAAACAUGCACGAGCUCUGGGCAAUGCGAAAACUGGAGCAGGGUUGGACCUUCGGCGAGAAACGUGAUGACGUGCUGAAAAAGCACCCCAACUUGACGCUGUUUGACAAGUUGCCGCAGAACGAACGCCAAUACAGUCUGACGAUGGCUCUGGAGAUGCUGAAAACCACUUUCGCUAUGCACUUCAACAUUGGCUACGAGAGCCUUCCAGAAGGCACACGGAUGAAGACAGUCAAGUUGCCCUCAUCAUUUAUCCAAACGAACGGCUACAAGCCGCAACCUCUGGACUUGUCAGCUAUUCGGCUUUCGUCUCGUCUCGAGGCUCUUGUGGACCAACUGGCUGAGAAUACCCACAACAUCUGGGCGAAAGAUCGCAUUACGCAGGGCUGGACUUACGGUCCCACGGAGGACAACAACCUCAAACGCAGUCCCCACCUUGUACCCUACAGUGAGACUAAUGCCAACAUCAAACGGGCGAAUCGAGAAACGGCCUACGACAGUGUGAAAACUCUCCUGGUCUAUGGUUACACCAUUGAAGCAAUGUCCGGCGAAUCUCCCGAUCACGGUAACCAAAACGCCCUAGGAGAUUUGGAGGAGAAGACCAUGAAUUACCGAGCUCAGGUCACCAGAGCAGUGACUCGUGGCAAAUGGUACUACGAAGUGGAGCUCCUCACCUCCGGCAUGGUUCGCGUUGGAUGGGCCACUGCCCUCGCACCUCCCGAUGUGGUGAUCGGAAUGCGUGGCUCUUCCUACGCAUUCGCUCCCGACCAGGCACGGAAGUAUCACAGAGAGGGCGUCGCUUACGGAAAAUAUUGUCAACCAGGAGAUGUUAUCGGCUGUAUGCUGAAUCUAACUGAAAGAAAUAUCACCUUCUCCCUAAACGGUGAGAUCAUGAUGGACCCAAUGGGCCAGGAGAUUGCCUUCAAGGAUCUGAAGCCAGGAAUUGGCUAUGUUCCCGCAUACACAUUGGGUUCAGGACAACAAGUGAAGGUCAAUUUUGGAAAUGUUGUCCAGACCCUCAGGUACUUCACUGUGUGCGGUCUGCAGGAGGGCUACAGUCCAUUCGCCGUUAAUAUGAGCCAACCAGUCCCAAUGUGGUACAGCAAAGUUGAUCCGUCACUGUUUGUUGACCUCGAUAAGAAUCAUCAGAGCCUCGAAACCAAGGUCUCCAGUGCAUAUCCGCCAACGAUAAACAUAUUGGCCAAGGCACCAAGUCCUACGGGCCUGCACCCGGUGGAGUACCUGCGCCUGAGUUUGGGUAUCAAAUGCAGAAGCACAUUCACAACUCGAACGCAACAAGAACGUCACGCCAACCUGGACAAUUUGAGACACCAGUUUGAACCCGAGGUUUACCCGCAUUCCCCUAUGGGGAUACCUGGUGAUCCGACCAACCUGGCCCUCCUUGCUCAGGAUAUGGCUUCUUCCACAUUGGAAGUGCGUGAUCGCCGUGGGAAAAAGAACCGCCUAGCCAAUCCCUUCAAGAAGGUGCGGUCAAGAGAUGCCAGCCCCGAAGUCUCUAAUGCCUUCGGAGGUCCUGGAUCAAUGAGUCUUUUGAGUGGAACGCCCAGUGGUAGCGGAAUCGGCAGCAACCUGGGCAGGAAGGUGGAAACUGGCGGUGCGGGCAGUCUGCUCUCUGGUCAUCCGGGGGGCUCUGCUUCCAACGGUCCUGACGCCCAGGCGGGCACCGGAGGCGAUGACUACGACUUGACUUUGGUUUGUUUUCUAUCCCCUCCUCUUUUCUCCUUUUAA